AUGGCGCAGAAAAUCCUUCUCAUCAAUGGCCCCAACCUUAAUCUCCUUGGCACCAGGGAGCCUCAAAUCUACGGAUCAGCAACUCUAAAUGACGUCGUCAAACAAGCAAAAAUCCAAGCAGCGGAGCUGUCUAUACAAGUCGAAGCCUUUCAAUCCAAUCACGAAGGGGCCAUUGUAGAUAAGAUCCAAGCAGCAAGAGGGGAAGUGGAUGGAAUCAUCAUCAACCCUGGCGCCUUUACACACACCAGCGUGGCGAUUCGCGACGCUCUCCUUAGCGUUGGAAUUCCUUUUGUUGAGAUUCACGUCUCGAAUGUCCACGCGCGAGAGCCAUGGAGGCGGCAUAGUUACUUGAGCGAUAAAGCGCAGGCGGUCAUUUGCGGAUUGGGCGUGUUUGGAUAUACAGCUGCAAUUGAGUUUGCCGCGAAGCAUAUGAAAGUUAAUGUUGGAGCAUCCAAGCUGUAG
Molecule: messenger RNA, 462 nt
Organism: Trichoderma aggressivum f. europaeum
Lineage: Eukaryota; Fungi; Ascomycota; Sordariomycetes; Hypocreales; Hypocreaceae
Exons: 1
Coding region: 1-462 (153 amino acids)
Biological process (GO): quinate catabolic process
Molecular function (GO): 3-dehydroquinate dehydratase activity
Source: RefSeq, a predicted model, not a curated record